This is a messenger RNA of Medicago truncatula (barrel medic), 852 nucleotides long. Its product is annotated as xyloglucan endotransglucosylase/hydrolase protein 2. The record is from RefSeq and is a predicted model, not a curated record. Bases 1 to 852 code for a protein of 283 amino acids. Gene Ontology annotation, biological process: xyloglucan metabolic process; cell wall biogenesis. NCBI's taxonomy places the organism in Eukaryota, Viridiplantae, Streptophyta, Magnoliopsida, Fabales, Fabaceae. The transcript is spliced from 4 exons. Gene Ontology annotation, molecular function: hydrolase activity, hydrolyzing O-glycosyl compounds; xyloglucan:xyloglucosyl transferase activity.
AUGUGUCUUUCACCACUAUCUUUUCUUAUAGUUUUUCUUCUUGGUCCAUUAAACGUCAAAGGUGUUGAUUGGGACAAUGUUCCAUUCAUGCAAAACUAUGCUCCUUUAUGGGGGCAAGAAAAUAUGCAAAUUCUCAACCAAAGUCGGGAAGUUCAACUUACAUUGAAUCAAGAAUCAGGUUCUGGUUUUCAGUCUAUACAUAAAUAUAGCUCUGGAUGGUUUAACAUGAAAAUUAAGCUGCCUCAAAAUGAUUCUACGGAAGUGAUCACAACCUUCUAUUUGAUUUCAGUUGAUGGACCUACUCGAGAUGAAAUUGACUUUGAAUUUUUAGGUGGAAAUAAGGAAAGAUCUCAUAUACUGCACACAAACAUUUUUACUAAUGGGCAAGGUGGUAGGGAGCAACAAUUUCAAUUUUGGUUUGAUCCCACUGCAGAUUUUCAUGAUUAUACGUUUCUUUGGAACGAAAAACAAUUAGUAUUUUUUGUGGAUAACAUCCCAAUUAGAGUGUUCAAGAAUAACACAGAUAAAGGAGGAAGCUAUCCAACACAAGCAAUGAAGAUUUAUGCAACAAUAUGGAGUAGUCCAUGGGGCUCUGGUGGAGUUCCAAUCAAUUGGAAUGAAGCACCCUUUGAAGCUCACUAUAGAGGAUUUGGCAUCAAUGCUUGUCAAUCCCAAAACCCUAAUAUCGAACAAUGUAAUUCCUUUAGGUAUUGGUGGAAUACUGAAAAUUAUUGGGAGCUUAACUUUGAUCAAAAGCAAGCUUACAAUAAUGUGCGAAGCAAGUAUUUAAUAUAUGAUUAUUGUACUAAACAGCCAGAAAAUCUUGAGUGUCAAGGUUUACAUCUAAACUAA